Molecule: messenger RNA, 2615 nt
Organism: Setaria italica (foxtail millet)
Lineage: Eukaryota; Viridiplantae; Streptophyta; Magnoliopsida; Poales; Poaceae
Product: wall-associated receptor kinase 5
Exons: 4
Coding region: 33-2396 (787 amino acids)
Biological process (GO): protein phosphorylation; cell surface receptor signaling pathway
Cellular component (GO): plasma membrane
Molecular function (GO): calcium ion binding; ATP binding; protein serine/threonine kinase activity
Source: RefSeq, a predicted model, not a curated record
UGCUCUGGCAAACAAGUAUUGCUUACUUCCAUAUGGACAUGGUAGCAACUACCAUAGGCCGGGGAGACAAAAUGUUCUCUGCCGUCUCUGCCGCGUUGCCGCUGCUGCUGCUGGUGGCGGCGGCGGCGUUCGCAGCGGCACCAUCGCCUGCAUCCACGGUGGGAAGUCACUGCACCCCCAGGUGCGGCAACAUCAGCAUUCCAUAUCCGUUCGGCGUGGAGCCCGGCUGCUACCGCCCCGGCUUCGAUGUCACCUGCAGCAAGGACGUCCCUCCCAAGCUGCUCCUCCGCAACGCCUCGGAGGUGAUUGACAUCAAUCUGCCCAACGGCACGGUGGACGUCUACGUCGAUCGCGUCGACCAGUCCCUCCCCGUUCCCCAGGCCUACAACAGCAUCGGCAACUGGGACGUCGUCGGCGUCUUCAUAGACUCAGGGCCGUUCACUCUGGCGCCAGGAAGGAACAAGCUCCUCGUGUUCGGCUGCGACGUCCAGGUCCUCCUCAUGGGGUCCGACGAGGCCGACAUCAUCAGCACUUGUGCGGCCUUCUGCUCCCGCGUCUUCAGGAACCAGUAUCAGGUGGCGUCCGAAGACUGCUCCGGCAUCGGCUGUUGCCAGGCGCCCAUCCCGGCGGGCCUCAAUGCCUACCUGCUCCAGUUCCGCCAGUUCAACGGAUCACGGAGCAGCGACCAUGCUACAGUUUUCGUGGUGGAUGCGGAGCGCCUGAGCUCUUUUCCGAUGGACAGUGUGUCAUGGAGGGCGCUCCCGGUGGUGCUAGAGUGGGUCAUCAGCAACUCGACGUGCCAGAGUAACUCGACGUCGCCGGAGUGCCGCAGCAGCAACAGCUUCUGCCAGAACAGCACGGCUUUCCGCGGCACCGGCGGGCAUCGGUGCCACUGCGCGCAAGGUUAUGACGGCAACCCCUACGUUCUCGAUGGAUGCAAAGAUAUAGACGAGUGCAAAUAUCCAGAGGUUUAUCCAUGCUUUGGCGACUGCAACAACACAGUAGGCGGGUACCUAUGCAAGUGCCCUCUUGGCUUUGUGGGUGAUGCGUCUACACCGACAGGAUGCAAAGACGUUGAUGAGUGCCUGCACCCAGAUGCAUACGCAUGCUAUGGAAUCUGCGAAAAUUUGCCCGGAUCAUUUCACUGCCAAUGUCCUCAGGGAACAUAUGGGGAUCCCACAACGAAAGGGGGGUGCAUUACUAUCAAGAAUUCCUUUCCAGGUUGGAAAGUAGCUUUAAUAGCUAGCAGUGGAUUUAUUCUCCUGAUUGUAGCACUUGCUGCUCCCUUUGUAACACGCAAAAUACAACUGCAAAGGCUGAAAAGGUUGAAAGAAAAAUUCUUCAAGCAAAAUCAUGGGUUGCUAUUGCAGCAGUUAAUUUCCCAAAAUACAGAUAUCGGUGAAAGGAUGAUCAUUACCUUAAGAGAAAUAGAGAAGGCCACUGACAAUUUUGAUAAAAGUCGUGAGGUCGGUGGUGGAGGACAUGGUGUUGUGUAUAAAGGAAUAUUACACCUGCAUGUUGUUGCCAUCAAGAAAUCCAAGAUUGUGGUACAGAGAGAAAUAGAUGAUUUCAUAAACGAAGUUGCAAUUCUGUCUCAAGUCAAUCAUAGAAAUGUGGUGAAGCUCCUUGGAUGUUGCCUCGAAACAGAAGUUCCAUUGCUUGUCUAUGAGUUCAUAGCGAACGGAACACUUUAUCAUCAUCUUCAUGUUGAAGGACCUAUAUCUCUAUCAUGGGAUGAUCGAUUAAGGAUUGUGCUUGAAGUUGCAAGAGCUUUGUCUUAUCUACAUUCUGCUACUUCUAUGCCAAUAUAUCAUAGAGACAUCAAGUCUUCAAAUGUACUCCUCGAUGAUGGUCUAACAGCAAAGGUAUCGGACUUUGGAGCUUCAAGGUACAUCCCCAUAGAUCAGACAGGAGUGAAUACAGCAAUUCAAGGAACAUUUGGUUAUCUAGAUCCUAUGUACUACUAUACGGGUCGCCUAACAGACAAGAGCGAUGUUUUCAGUUUUGGAGUUCUUGUUAUGGAAUUGCUUACUAGAAAGAAACCAUUCGUUUAUAGGUCUGAUGAUGGUGAUGGCCUAGUUUCACAUUUUGCCUCACUAUUAGGAGAAGGUAAACUAGGUGACAUAAUAGAUCCACAAGUCUUGGAAGAGGGUAAUGGUGAUAUCCAAGAAGUAGCCGCACUAGCAGUGAUGUGCACUAAAUUGAAGGGAGAAGACAGGCCUACUAUGAGGGAAGUGGAGUUGAUCCUUGAAAAUUUGCGCGUUAAGACAGAGGCUCCAAGUUGUAGAGCACCAUGUAAUUGGGAUCAUAUCCCAGUUCAAGGUGUUAUUCAGGAAGUAAGCAGGCAGUACACCAUGGAAGAAGAAAUGAUGUUGUCAGCGAGUUAUUCUCGGUGACUUCCACUUUCUACUCUAAACAAUAAUGCUUCAUACAAUCGGUUACAACAUGCUUAUCAAAGCCACGGAAAGUUCCCGUGUUUUGAUAGAUGCAGCUGACUUAGUCUCCUAAUUAUUCUUUGUAUUUUCACUUGGGAAAAAGGGACCCUGCACACAAUGUUUUUGUUUUGAUAUCUGUUGAUUCGAAGUCCAAUUAUCAGUUGCCUCUUCUGUUGUGUA